Messenger RNA from Medicago truncatula (barrel medic), 873 nucleotides. Its product is annotated as extensin-like. The record is from RefSeq and is a predicted model, not a curated record. NCBI's taxonomy places the organism in Eukaryota, Viridiplantae, Streptophyta, Magnoliopsida, Fabales, Fabaceae. The transcript has 2 exons. The coding region runs from base 1 to 873 and encodes 290 amino acids.
AUGGCCAAUGUCCUAGUCUUAGUGUUAGCCUUACUCCAAGUGAGUUCUUUGGCAGUUCUUGCUAUAGAGGUCAGUACUCACCACCAUAGUCAUCCUCAUUACCUACCUACCCCAACCCAUGCUCCCGCUCAUCCACCAUCUUCCUAUGAUAUUCAUUCUCCUAGUCUAGAUAAUCAUCAUAAUAAACAUCCUCCCCAUCACCCACCUACCCCAAGAGAGGCCCCUAUUCAGCCACCGUCUCCAUCCUCCAUUCCAUCUAAGAGCCUAGAUCAUCCACACAUUGAACAUCACCAUCACAAUAAACAUCCUCCCCAUCACCCAUCCACCCCAAAAAAGGGCCCUAUUCAGCCACCGUCUCAAUCCCCCAUUCCAUAUAAUAACCUAGAUCAUCCACACAUUGAACGCAGACCACGUCCUCGUCACCCACCUACCCCAACCCCUGCUCCUGCUUAUCCACCAUCUUCCUAUGAUAUUCAUUCUCUUUGUCUAGAUCAUCAUCACAAUAAACAUCCUCCCCAUCAUCCACCUACCCCAAGUAAGGCCCCUAUUCAGCCACCGUCGUCAUCCCCUACUCCAUCUAGUAGCCUAGAUCAACCACACAUUGAACGCAUACGUCGUCCUCGUCCUCGUCACCCACCAACCCAUGCUCCUGUUCAACCACCAUCUUCUGUGGAUAGUCAUUCUCUUCGUCUAGAUCAUCAUCACAAUAAACAUCCUCCCCAUCACCCAUCUACCCCAAUAAAUGCCCCUGUUCAGCCACCGUCUUCAUCCCUCAUUCUAUCCAACGGUCUAGAUCAUCCACACAUUGAACACCACACACCUCAUCCUCAUCACCCACCAACCCCAGCUCCUGUUCAACCAGCAUCUUAUUAA